AACAACGCUUUCGUAUUGUAUAAAGGCAGAAACUGUAAAGCAACCCGCUUUGAAUAUCAGUAAGAAAACUCAUCAAAGAAUAUAAAUAAUAAGUAGUUUUAAUAUCGUUCAGAUGAAAAAAAAAUAGUUAAAAUAUAUUGGGAAACUGAAAGUCAGCUAGAUCUAACACAUGUAGAAGCGGGCAUGUGAGGAAACGUUUGUUUAUUACUACGCUAACUGAUUUUGUAGUAUGAAUCCAUUGAUAUCUGUGUUAUCACAUGGAUGAAUUAAUAGUCGAUACAUUAUUUAUCAAUUACGUAUUUAUUGCGUUACCGAAACAUAUAUAUUUAUUAGUACUUUGGUAAAUGAAGAUCGCAUAUUCACAAUUUUCACGUCAAAGAAGAGAGAUCAAAUCUUAUGCUUAUGCCGACAUGGAUGAUCACCAAGAAUCGAGUUCUCUCAAGCAACUCUUCUCUCUAUCUUCAUCUCCUUUCCUCUCAACCUUCAAGAUCAAGAAACAUACAUUAUUCGUAAUCUCUCUUCUCAUUACUUUCCUUAUCUUCUUCGUCAUCGUCGUUGAUCUUGUCGGCUUCAAGCCUCGUCUCUCUAUCGGAUUCUUGUCGAAAACAUUAACUAAGAAACCAAGAAACAACGACGUAUGCGACUAUUCAUACGGUAAAUGGGUUCGUAGACGAAAACGUGACGUGCACGAAACCUAUUACGGAGAAGAGUGUCGGUUUCUGGAUUCUGGUUUUCGUUGUCUGAAUAGUGGAAGAAAAGAUUCUGGCUUCCGACAAUGGCGAUGGCAACCACACGGCUGCAAUCUUCCACGAUUCAACGCAAUUGAUUUUCUGGAGAGGAGUCGUAAUAGGAGGAUAGUGUUCGUCGGAGAUUCCAUCGGAAGGAACCAAUGGGAGUCUCUUUUGUGUAUGCUUUCACAAGCUGUGUCUAAUGAAUCUGAGAUAUAUGAAGUUAAUGGGAACCCUAUAACCAAGCACAAGGGCUUCCUUUCGAUGCGGUUUCCUGAACAUAACCUAACCGUUGAGUAUCAUAGAACUCCGUUUCUUGUUGUGAUUGGUCGGCCACCUGAGAACUCACCGGAAGACGUCAGAAUGACGGUUAGAGUCGAUGAGUUUAACUGGCAGUCAAAAAGAUGGGUCGGGUCUGAUGUUCUGGUGUUCAACACAGGACACUGGUGGAACGAGGACAAAACCUUUAACGCAGGUGUCUAUUUUCAGGAGGGAGGUAAGUUAAACAAGACAAUGAGUGUAAUGGAGGGGUUUGAGAAGUCUUUAAAGACAUGGAAGUCAUGGGUUGUACAGAAACUAGAUCCCAAUAGUAGUUAUAUCUUCUUCAGAAGCCUUUCUCCUGUGCAUUAUAGGAAUGGGACAUGGAACUUGGGUGGUUUGUGUGAUGCAGAGACAGAGCCAGAGAUUGAUAUGAAGAAGAUGGAAUCUGACCCUGUCCACAACUUUUAUAUCUCUAAAGUAAUACAAGAAAUGAGAUAUGAACAUAGUAGGGUUAAGUUUAUGAACAUUACAUACCUGACUGAGUUCAGGAAAGAUGGUCAUCCUUCAAGGUAUCGUGGUCCCGAUGUUCCUGAAAAUGCUCCUCAAGAUUGCAGUCACUGGUGCUUACCCGGUGUACCUGACACCUGGAAUGAGGUUCUCUAUGCGCAGCUAUUGUCAAUGAAUUACCGAACAAAAUGA
This is a messenger RNA of Raphanus sativus (radish), 1688 nucleotides long. RefSeq names its product protein trichome birefringence-like 8. NCBI's taxonomy places the organism in Eukaryota, Viridiplantae, Streptophyta, Magnoliopsida, Brassicales, Brassicaceae. Gene Ontology annotation, molecular function: O-acetyltransferase activity. Bases 345 to 1688 code for a protein of 447 amino acids. Gene Ontology annotation, cellular component: Golgi apparatus. The record is from RefSeq and is a predicted model, not a curated record. The transcript has 4 exons.